UCAUAACGAAAUCUGUUUGGCUGUCAUUGCAUGGUGACAUCAUUCCAUUCACCACACAAUCCUGGUAGGGUGUGGUGACCUUCAGAGGCAGGAGAAAGGAACACCUGUCAGGAAUAAACAUGGCACUGAAGCAGAAUGUGCCAGGGAAAAAAUAGUUUCCCCAGCUAUGCCUUUUCUCCAGAUACUUAUUCAUCCCGUUUUCAUCAUGUAUGUGGGCGACCAAAUGUUCUGAACAGAAAUGUUGGGGGUGAGGACUCUGUAGAAGGCGAAUGGCCAUGGCAGGCCAGCGUGAAGAAGCUGGGCAAGCAUAUAUGUGGAGGGGCCCUCAUCACUCAUAACUGGAUUGUCACAGCAGCACAUUGUUUUCGACUAGAUGACGAUCCCUCCCAAUAUACUGUGUUGCUGGGAGCCAGUAAAUUGGAGAACAACUGGUCCAACAAGCAGUCCAUAAGGGUUAAAAGCAUCAUCAGAAAUCCCCGGUAUGCAGGAGAAGCCACAAGUGGAGAUAUUGCCUUGGUGCGGUUGGUUUACCCCGUGAGAUUCACUGAUUAUAUCAUUCCAAUCUGUGUUCCUACAGCGAAUGUCAACUUCCCCCCAGGCAUGAAAUGCUGGGUCACUGGGUGGGGAGACAUCAGUGAAGGACAGGAUCUACCUCCUCCAAAGAAGCUCCAGAAGCUCCAGGUGCCCAUAAUAGAUAUUCAAACCUGCAGAAGACUUUACAAUAUUGACAUGGGUCAAAGUUUGCCCCGGAAACAAAUCCAGGAUGACAUGAUGUGUGCUGGUUAUGCUGAGGGCAUGAAAGACUCAUGCAAGGGUGAUUCUGGUGGCCCACUGAUGUGCAAGAUGAACCACGAAUGGCUGUUGGCUGGUAUUGUGAGCUGGGGGGAAGGUUGUGCUGAGAGAAACCGUCCCGGAGUGUACAUCCGCCUUACUUCAUACCAGGAAUGGAUUCAAAGGAUUAUUCCCAAUCUUAAAUUUGUUGAUGUUACAAGGGGUAACAACCGGCUCACAAAUCAAGGCACUGGUGAAGCUGAUGGAAGAGGACAGAUCUUCUUUAUCAUUGUUUUGCUUCAGGUCUUAGUUUGGCACCUUAAUCAUGUCUUAGCAUUGGUAUAGGGUGUGUGUGGGGAAAGAAUUGUCAAAUGGACAAGAAAUGAGAGUUUCUCCCCCUUUGCACGUCCUUCCCAUGUAUCUCUGAAACACUGAUGUAGUUCGAGCUAGAACGACAGGUUCUCUAUAACAUAUUGUUUGGCCCCAAGAAUCAGGACAUUUUUCCAGUCUUGCUUCCAGUCACUCAAGUUGGCUCCACCCCUGGAUGUCUUCAAAGGUGGCUUUGAAAAUCCCCUGAAGAUUCUCGUAAAGGAAUCUAUCCCAAAUGUAGUGCUCUCCAGAUGUGUUGGACUACAACUCUUCCAUGUAUAGGAAGAGGAUGAGGAUGAGGGCAUGUGGUUCAAAACAAAUAGAGGGCACUUGGCAGGGGAAAUCUGUUGUGCAAGAAUACAAUGCAUUGAGUCUAUGACAGGAAGCAUUAAGGGGGAAAUAUUCAUGGU
Molecule: messenger RNA, 1550 nt
Organism: Pogona vitticeps (central bearded dragon)
Lineage: Eukaryota; Metazoa; Chordata; Lepidosauria; Squamata; Agamidae
Product: serine protease 27
Biological process (GO): proteolysis
Molecular function (GO): serine-type endopeptidase activity
Source: RefSeq, a predicted model, not a curated record